Messenger RNA from Brassica napus (rape), 3267 nucleotides. RefSeq names its product putative F-box protein At1g32660. Lineage: Eukaryota; Viridiplantae; Streptophyta; Magnoliopsida; Brassicales; Brassicaceae. The transcript has a single exon. Gene Ontology annotation, molecular function: protein binding. The coding region runs from base 101 to 1375 and encodes 424 amino acids. The record is from RefSeq and is a predicted model, not a curated record.
AACAAACAUAUAUAUAGGUCUUUGUGCUUCUGUCUGAUUUUCCCACACAAUAAAAAUAUCCUCCUAGUCGAAUUGAGGGCUGUGCGAGGAGUAAGGCGCCAUGAAACGCAGGCGCGAGGAGAAGGAUAAGUUCCACAACAGCCGAGAAGCCUCAGGAAGCUUCAGAAAACGCACGGAGUACGAGGAGAAAGACACAACCCCAAGUAAGUUAGAUUCGGUGCAUGAUGAUCUUAAGAUGGCUAUAAUGAGUAGAUUGCCUGCCAAGUCUCUUAUGAAGUUUCGAUGCGUGUCGAAGAUGUGGUGUUCCUUCAUCGGAAGGCAAGAGUUGGUGGAUUCCUUGUUCGCUGUCUCCUCAGCGGAACCACGGUUUAUAGUCUCUUUUAGCAACAACGCAUUCGGCAAGCCUGAAGAGAAGCUUACCUUCCUCUUGUCGUAUCAAGAGGGGUCUUCUUCUUCUUGUUUGGUACCCAGGUUCGAGAUGGCAUUACCAGUGGGAUUGCGAGCCAGCCAAGAGUAUUGCGCUUCUCUCCAUGGGUUUCUCAGUGUUUACACUGAUCAUGGUUUGAUGGUUUGUAACCCCAGCACCGAGCAAGUCUUUAAUUUGACCAAGAACACCCAAUUCGUGGGGUACGAUCCCAUUGGUGGCCAACACAAAGCAUUAUCUGUGCAUUUGAGAGAUCCUUCUUCUGCUCGUCCUCAUCUACUGCACAAGGUGUUAACACUUGGAGGAGGAGGAGGUUGGAGAGACAUUGAAGGUACCCCUGUUCCUUAUAUACCUGUAUCAGUGGGAGUAUGUAUCAACGGUGUUAUCUACUAUGGCGGUUAUAAGUAUAACUCCACUACUGAUUUUAAGAAUAAGAAUCCAGUUGUCAUGUGUUUUGAUGUUCGAUCUGAGAAAGUAAGUUUUAUCCAAGCACCUAGUGCUGUCGUGUUAUGUGGAAAGAAUGCCAUAUUUAUAGAAUACAAUGGGAAGCUAGCUUCUAUUCUUGUGCAUCCACCUCUUGCUCGCUCCAUUCCCUUUGAUUUAUGGAUACUAGAGGACGCCCAGAAACAUGAAUGGUCAAAGCAAACAUGUGUGUUUCCCUCCUCUGCCUGGGAGUCCGUUUCUUGCCGCAGAAUGUCUUUCCAAGGCACCAAUAAAGCUGGUGAGAUCAUUAUCGUCCCAAGCGUGGUUAAUACAAUCAAGGUCCAACCCUUCUACAUCUUCUACUACAAUGUCACAACAAACAAUGUCAGAAGAGUUAGGCUCCUAGGAAUUGGUGACAAUGAAGAGUUUCAACGCUCUUAUGGAUUUGUAGGUGGGUAUGAAUGUUUUGUCCGUGUCGCACCUCAUCACGUCGACAGUAUUGCCUUUCUCAAUAAUCAUGUAUUAUAAACUCUCAUUUUUCUGUUUUUAUUUUCAAAGUGUUGGUUUUUUAUAAAACACCAAACAAGCUCAUUUAUUUUAGGGAUCUUCUCUGUUUUCAUUUGUUAUGAGCAGAGUUCCUGGUUGGUGCCCCCAUUCGUCUAAUUGCCAAACAUCCUUCUGACUUGCGCCUUUUAUGUAUCUUGCCUAACUGGAUAAGAAGCACGAUUAUAUUCCAGUGGAACAAAAAUGUGCCAUGGAGCUCCGUUUUCUCUUCAAAACUGUUAUAGAUAUAUAUAUUCCCAAACAUGUACCGUUUGCCAAUAAAUUUUGUUUCUCAAAUGCCUACUGUACAUUUGCUGCCAUGUCGCUGGAGACACAUACUCUCUCUUUGUAUCAUUAAAUGUCUAAACCUUUCCAGCAAACUAAAGCAAGUUACACCAUCUAUCGUUUUGUGUCUUCUCGCUUUCAUCUUUGCGAAAAGGCUCCUUAUCACAAUCGAGCUUGCUAACAGUACCAAUAACAAGUGUACGUAACCACUUAUUUAUCGCCCAUUCUCUCUGUCAGUAUUGCUAAUUUAAGUCCAUCAACUUAACACUAAAAAAAAACGGGGUGUGCAUACAAGAUUCUUCUUCCAUUAUUCUACCAAUUCACAUAGCUAACAUCUACUUAUCAUCCUUGACAAUCGUUUCGUUUCCUUGUUCAAUUCUAUCUUGUAACCCCCCACAACCACUACGUUUCAUAGCCAAGCUAAGCAUCCAACAUUCAAGAAUCAAACCAAGACUUUUCCAUCUUUUAGCUACCAAGAUCUUUGGUUCAUCCCUUGAUCAUUCUUGAUUUAUUAGUUUUGUGAAAUACUAUUUUAUCGAGAAAUUAUAUAGAUUAAAAAGGGAAAUUUUGGUUUUCUAGACAAAAAAAAAACAAAAUACAAUUUGAUCCAUUUUUGCCUAUUACGCCCUUUCCUAAUAGAAGAGAGUUUCUUUAGUCUUUGUACAGCCUUCAAUUAAAAAAGAAGAAAAUAUGUCUUGUGUAAAUCUACGCAGUGUUGGGAUGAGGACGAAGAAAAGUUUUCACUAGACAUAAGGAUCUCAGUUUGAUGAACUUCUUUGUGUUCCUUGUUAUACACGGAAAAUGCUCAUAUAUAUGAUGGACUUUUUAGGGGCAAACAGAGUGUGUUUGGUUGCAGAGAAGGUGAUAUUCUCGAUUGGCAUUGAAGUUUCUGGCUUUAUUUGAUCCCAUCUCCACACAUAAACUAAAAAACAUAGACAUCAAGCCAAAAUCUUUUGAUUGGGUUGACUCACUCACACGUAAGCCGUGACGAUGAAACUAGUUUUCGUUCCCAGUAUUUAUCUUUAUAUGCCAAAUAAAACAAACAACAACUCCAAUUUUAUUCAUUUUUAAUUGGAGUAAAAUAAAAAUGAAAUCAAUUUCUGAUUCUUAAACAUUUGUAAAUCUUUACAAAAAAUAUUAAAGGAUUGCCAAGUUAAUAAUCCUAAUUAGUCUUUACAUCUGUUUGAUAAUCUUAAUGUUGGGCAUUCGGUGUGAAUUGGAAUAAACCGAACCGGCCAAAGCAAAAUCCAGGUUUUGGUUUAACAUCCGCUUUAACCAAUAAACCGAUCGGUGAAUUUCAAUUAUUUUUUGGUUCGAUUCGGUUCGGUUCAGCGGACAAGAAACCGAUCGGUUUGAAAUAUAUUAACCAAAUAAACUAAAUUUUUUUGAAACAAACCAAAUAAAUAAAAAAAAAAUCAAAAUUUACAUGACUGUUUUUAAACCAAAUUAAUCGAAUAAACCGAUAUGUAAACUAGUUUCGGCUCAGUUCGAAAUAAAUAAUAAUACCGAAAACUGAACCAAAUAACCUCAGUCCUGAACCAAAUCGAACCGAAAUAUAGUUCAGUUUACUUCGGCAGCAUUUUUUCAAAACC